Messenger RNA from Elephantulus edwardii (Cape elephant shrew), 1575 nucleotides. RefSeq names its product sterol O-acyltransferase 2 (gene SOAT2). The coding region runs from base 1 to 1575 and encodes 524 amino acids. Gene Ontology annotation, cellular component: endoplasmic reticulum membrane. Gene Ontology annotation, biological process: cholesterol metabolic process; cholesterol efflux; cholesterol homeostasis. The transcript has 15 exons. Gene Ontology annotation, molecular function: cholesterol binding; fatty-acyl-CoA binding; cholesterol O-acyltransferase activity. The record is from RefSeq and is a predicted model, not a curated record. NCBI's taxonomy places the organism in Eukaryota, Metazoa, Chordata, Mammalia, Macroscelidea, Macroscelididae.
AUGGAGCCAAAGGGGUCCCAUUUAUGGAGGAGAGAGGGGCUCGGAAGAAAGCAGGAGCACCAACCCUCAGGAGAAGGAAACACUGAGAAGCACAGAGCCUCAGACCUGGAGCAAUGGACUCGACAUAUGGAGGCUAUGAAGACACAGUUGCUGGAGCAAGCCCAGGGACAAAUGAGGGAGCUGUUGGAUCGAGCUGUGUGGGAGGCGGUGCGAUCCUAUCCACCAGAGGGGGGAUCCUUGCUCUCUAGUCCUCCAAAUUCCUUAAGCAAGACCAAGGAGGCGGCCCUUGGAAAACAGAAAGUUUUCAUCACCCGCAAGUCCCUGCUUGAUGAGCUCAUGGAGGUGCAGCAUUUCCGCACCAUCUAUCACAUGUUCAUCGCUGGCUUGUGUGUCUUCAUCAUCAGCACCCUGGCCAUUGACCUCAUUGAUGAGGGCAGGCUGCUGCUGGAGUUCGAUCUACUCGUCUUCAGCUUCGGACAGCUACCCUUGGCGCUGAUGACAUGGGUCCCCAUGUUCCUGUCUACUCUGCUGAUGCCCUACCAGACCCUCAGGCUGUGGGCCAGGCCCCGGACUGGGGGUGCCUGGAUCCUGGGGGUGGGCCUGGGCUGCGUGCUGAUGGCCACCCACAUCGCAGUCCUCGGAGUCCUCCCCAUCCACGUGGCCGUGGAGCACCAGCUCCCACCCGCCUCACGCUGUGUCCUAGUCUUUGAACAGGUCAGGCUCCUGAUGAAAAGCUACUCCUUCCUGAGAGAGGCUGUGCCAGGAAUCCUUCGUGCCAGAGGAGGGGAGGGUAUCCAAGCCCCCAGUUUCUCCAGCUACCUCUACUUCCUCUUCUGCCCUACACUCAUCUACAGGGAGGCUUAUCCCAGAACACCCCAUGUCAGAUGGAAUUAUGUGGCCAAGAACUUUGCCCAGACCCUGGGCUGCAUUCUCUAUGCCUGCUUCAUCCUGGGCCGGCUCUGUGUUCCUGUCUUUGCCAACAUGAGCAGGGAGCCGUUCAGCGCCCGGACCUUGCUGCUCUCUGUCCUGCAUGCUACACUGCCAGGCAUCUUCAUGCUGCUGCUCAUCUUCUUCGCCUUUCUCCACUGCUGGCUCAACGCCUUUGCGGAGAUGCUGCGAUUUGGAGACAGGAUGUUCUACCGGGACUGGUGGAACUCAACCUCCUUCUCUAACUACUACCGCACAUGGAACGUGGUGGUCCAUGACUGGUUGUACAGCUAUGUCUAUCAGGAUGCACUGUGGCUGGUUGGUGGUCGGGCACGAGGGGCAGCAAUGUUGGGCGUGUUCCUGGUUUCUGCAGUGGUCCAUGAGUACAUCUAUUGCUUUGUCCUGGGAUUCUUCUAUCCUGUGAUGCUGAUGCUCUUCCUUGUCUUUGGAGGGCUGCUGAACUUCACAAUGAAUGACCAGCACACUGGCCCAGCAUGGAAUGUUCUAAUGUGGACACUGCUCUUUCUGGGCCAGGGCAUCCAGGUCAGCCUUUACUGCCAGGAAUGGUAUGCACGGCGGCAUUGCCCCCUGCCCCAGACAACCUUCUGGGAGCUGGUGACCCCUCGAUCUUGGUCCUGCCACAUCUAG